Castor canadensis (American beaver) is the source of this 868-nucleotide messenger RNA. The record is from RefSeq and is a predicted model, not a curated record. NCBI's taxonomy places the organism in Eukaryota, Metazoa, Chordata, Mammalia, Rodentia, Castoridae.
CUCCUUCUCUCUCUCUCUCAUUUGUCUCGGUGUGCAUCUCUCCCGGUACCCUCCCCCUGCCUCAAUUAUAUUAUUCCCCCAGACUUGGAAGCUGCUGCCUGAGCUGACGCUUUGAUGGUAUCUGCAAGCGUUUGCACUGAUCUUAUUUCUGCCCCCUGAAUAUUAAUUCCCGCAGCUGGUAGCAAUCCAUCUCCCCAGUGACGGGCGCCCUACUAGAGGCAGGUGGGGGGAGCCACCAUCAAAUCAUAAGCAUAAUAAUAAUACAAAGGGGAGGGAUUCUUCUGCAAGCAAGAGUCAGGAGGAAAAAAAAAUAGCGAUGAGUUCGUCGCAUAGAUGGAGCACAGGAAGCUCGCUGUACUGGACUCCUGUAUUUUCACAGAAAAUGACGGUGUGGAUCCUGCUCCUGCUAUCGCUGUACCCGGGUUUCACUAGCCAAAAGUCAGAUGAUGACUAUGAAGAUUAUGCUUCUAAUAAAACAUGGGUCUUGACUCCAAAAGUUCCAGAGGGUGAUGUCACUGUCAUUUUAAACAAUCUGCUGGAGGGAUAUGAUAACAAACUUCGACCCGACAUAGGAGUGAAACCAACAUUAAUUCACACAGACAUGUAUGUGAAUAGUAUUGGUCCAGUGAAUGCUAUCAACAUGGAAUAUACAAUUGAUAUAUUUUUUGCCCAAACAUGGUAUGACAGACGCUUGAAAUUUAACAGCACCAUUAAAGUCCUCCGGUUGAAUAGCAAUAUGGUGGGGAAGAUCUGGAUUCCAGACACUUUCUUCAGGAACUCUAAGAAGGCUGAUGCACACUGGAUAACCACUCCCAAUAGGAUGCUGAGAAUUUGGAAUGAUGGCCGAGUGCUCUACACUCUAAGGUAA